AUGGACAAAGCAGCGAAUGCUACGAAUGGACCAGUUCCGCAGCAUAACUCUUUUAGAUUUACAGAAGAUAACGUUUCGAUGACAAGCGACUUUGAUUCAGGGAAUUUAGCAAAAGCUGAGCGAGCAGGACCUGGAAUAUACCAUUUGUGGACUGGCCCAGACUGCAUGGGAACCUUAGCAGAAAAUGGAUGCAGAAGUUGGCUGUUUUUCAAAGUGACUGCCCCUAUCGGUCUCACAGCAACUUUUACUGUAAAAAAUUUAAACUUGCAAGGAAAAUUGUUUAAAGAGGGGAUGAAGCCUGUUAUAAAAGUUCCUGGAGGAGAAUGAGAAAGGGUCUGCUCUCCUGUUACUUUCAAUGUUGUAGGAGAAGACUUUGAAUUCACAUUUAUGCAUUUUUUCAAAACUACAGAAGCAGAAAUAGCAUUUAGUUACCCGUGGAGUUAUAAUGAUCAUUUGCAGCUUCUGGAAAAACUUAGGCUGUCGGCCCUUUGUCAAGUUAGUUAGCUAAAACGAUUAUGCUGGCCAUAAGUGAAUCUAGCCACUAGCCGUCAAAAGGUCGCCCUUUUGGAUUUCCGACCUAAGUCGCCUGUCCAAGGAUCAGCUCCCUUAGGCAGAGCCAUCGUCUGUGAGAUGUGCCGAUGAUCCCGAUGAAAGAAGACUAUGUGAGAGGCAAAACCUGUCUAGCCCAUCAGGUAGGAUAGGAAAACUUUCAGGGAGGAGAAACAAAACUUUCCUUUUCGGCAAGGCAUCUCCAAGCCUGAAGGCCUAAUUUAAAAAGGGACAGAGGAUCUGUUUUCAGUAUCAUCAGGACAGAUCCUAGCUUCUUUAUAGGGAGUGCGCCUCGGAGUUCAAUUUCUGUCAAUGCCACCAUAUUAUUUCCCUUUGUCAAGGAAUUUAUUUUUAUAAAGAAAAUAUAAUUAAUUCGUUGGAAGGGAGAAGAUGCGAUUUAUUGACAAUCACAAGCUUUAGUGGGAUGACUGAAGAGAGAGAAGAGAGAAUUCCUUUGUUGUUUCCAGAACAAUCGGUGGAAAGAGCACAAAAAUUUGUAGGGAAGCCAAUUGUUAUAAUUACUGCAAGAGUUCAUCCAGGAGAAACACCAGGGUCUUUUGUGAUGAAUGGGUUUUUAUAUUUUAUUAUGAGUGAUGACCCAAGAGCAAUUUCACUAUUUCCUUUCAAAUUAAUUAGUAAAUAAAUUAAUUAUAUUUUAUAGCCUCUAAUAUAUAUAAAUUUUUUUCUUUUCCAAUGAAAAACACAUAUAUGUUAUUAAUUAUGAAUUAUUCUAAAAAAGCCCUAUAGCAAUAAUUAGUAGCAAGAGGAUUAAGAGAUAAUUUUGUUUUUAAAAUUGUCCCUAUGCUAAACCCUGAUGGUGUAUAUAGAGGUUAUUACAGAACUGACACACGAGGAAUCAAUUUAAAUAGAUUUUACACAAAUCCUUCUCUUGCUGAACACCCUACAGUAUUUGCAGUAAGAGAACUAGUCAUGAGUUAUCAUAGAGAAAACAAAGAUCAAAUUUAUUUAUAUGCAGAUUUGCAUGGCCACGCCACUAAAAAAGGCUGCUUCAUAUAUGGAAAUUAUCUAGAUUUUCCCAGACAAAUUGAGACUUGUUUAUUCGCAAAACUGAUGGCGCUGAAUUGCGUGAAUUUUGAUUUCGAAGGGUCCAAUUUUACUGAAUCCCCCCCAUGAGCGAACAAAACCAUUGGAAAAAUCGCUAUUUUUUGCUUAAAAAAACCCACCUCUAUGAGCGAACAAAAUUGUUUUUUAAUAUAAAGUUUUUAUAUAUAAGUGAUAAUUAUUAUAAUGAAAUCUCUAGCUAUUAAACAGCUUGCAUUUUAAAACAAAAUUAAAUUAAUUUUUAAAAACCAAAAAAUUACCCCCCUUUCUUUGGGUAGAAAAAUUUUUUGGUUCACUCACGGAGGGGGGAGUGAGAAAAAUAUGCAUGCCAAAGAUAAAAGAGGGUUAUCAAAAGAUGGCAGUGGAAGGGUGGCUUUGUUUAAGUCAGCAAAUUUAGUGAGAUGCUAUACAUUGGAAUGCAAUUAUAACUCUGGGAGGCUAAUAAAUCAAAUUUUACCUAGUGGGCUUGAUAAGAAUCCAGAGUCUUCAAAUGACAGCGAAAUGUAUAAAAAUGGUCCUCCAGCUUACACAAUGCCUAUUUUCGAAGAUGUAGGAAAAGCUAUAGGGAUUUCUUUGCUAGAUACUGCUUACCUUAAUAAUAACUCAAGAGUUCUGCCCUCUGACCCAGGACUAAAACAGUUAAGAGUAGACGUUGCAGCUUUUUUAUCUACACAAAUACCAUUCAGAUUUGACCCUAACAUUAAAAAAGCUUCAAAAAGCCAAGAAGACCUCGAAAAUUUCAUAAAAAAUGGUUGCAAGCCUCCUAAGCUUGACUCAAGACCAAAGCUAAAAAAGAUCCCAGAAGAAACAAAGCCACAAAAGAGAUAUUUCAGAAUCUCUGAAAGCUCUACAGCGUCUAGCGAAAGACCAAACAAAUCGAAAAAAAGCAGUGUUGUGGAAUCCCCAAAGAAAGAAGCUGCUGAUGUUAAGCCAAAGCAACUCUCAGUUGUCCCUGUAAAGAACUACACAUUUCCGAAGCCACCAAAAACAGAUAAUCAAAAAAUAUUGCAAUUGCCGAGAGGCAGAAGUAAAUUAAGAGCGAUAGGACAACACAAGACUUCUAAGAGUUUGAGUACUAAGCGUGGAGAUAGUGGAUACGAGAGGAAUAAAUCGUUUGAGAAAGAGCCGAUGCUACUUACUGUUAUGGAAGCUGCUGGAGAGUAA
This is a messenger RNA of Blepharisma stoltei, 2775 nucleotides long. Lineage: Eukaryota; Ciliophora; Heterotrichea; Heterotrichida; Blepharismidae. The record is from the annotation of a GenBank genome assembly.